UAACCCCGAUGUUUACGUCCAUGGCUGUCCAGCACACAUGGUCCAUAACAACGCACAAGCGGCUGGAAAUGCCUAUGCAAAGGUAAUUAUUAUUCUUUUCUUUUCUUUAAUUUUUUUUACUUGAUAUGAAAAUACAAUGAGUGUGACAUGUGUAAACGUAUCAUCUGAAUUAUAUCCACAACACAAUAUUUCAAUUCAAUUCUGUUUGCUCUUUUUAAAAGAGCAAACAGAAUAUAAGUUACAGUAAUAAACAUUUGCCAAAAAAUUAAACAACUUUAGAUUUAAUUACAAUGACAUGAAUGUAUCAUGUUAAAAUGAUUAAGAUUAAACACACACGAGUCAUUAUAUGAAUUGAUUUCUACUUAUUGCUAUUUUGCAGGUGACAAACUUUGAAGUGGAAGAUAUGGCAGUAGAUCUAGUCUAUUGGUUCAAGGGAAGCAUGAAGAGGAAGGCUGGACUUGAGGAAUUUUGCCAGUUUUGUGACACCCAGUACUUGGAGGUCAUAAACUAUGUUCAAACAAGAUGGCUGAGUCUUGAAAAGGCAGUUGAUCGGACCUUGAAACUCUACACUUCACUGGCAAGCUACUUUAAAUCGAACAAUGAUAGCCAGGCUCGCUUCAAGCGGCUACAACAACUGUUCUCUGACCCAAUGACGGAGCUUCACCUGAUGUUCUACCAGGCAACCUUGCCAGCGUUUACAAAUUUCAACCUUCUGCUCCAACGGCAAAGCUCCACCGUACAUCUUUUGCACAAACAGAUGCAUCUGUACAUCCGGAAGCUUAUGAGCAAGUUCAUUAAACCUGAGAAAAUCAAGGACGUCAGGGUGUCAGACAUCCAGUACCAAUCACAGGAGAUCCAGCUACCUGAUAGCAAGCUAACUAUUGGCUUCACCACUCGCGCAACAUUGAACCGGCUGCUGGAAGGUGGAGACAUCAGUCAAACACAGGUAAAAAAGUUCUUUGCUGGUGUUAGGGGCUUCUUCUGUGAGGCAGUUUCGUACGCCCUCUCACGUCUCCCCCUUGAUGAGCCGGUCCUGCAACAUGCUACCUUCGUUGACUGGCACCAGAAGAUGGAAGCAUCAAUUGAUGAUGUGCUCUUCUUUGUAGACAGGUACAAGCACCUACUGCCCUUUGAUAGUCCACAAGAUCAGGACAAGAUGCAGGAAGAGUUUACAGACUAUCAGAUGAUGGAUGAUCAUGAGGUGUCUUCCAGACAGUGGAAGGAGAUCAAAGAUGCAGAAGAUGCAGAAGGUGAAUUUCUUCAAACUGACAAGCUGUGGGUCCACCUGUCUUCGCUGAAGAACGAGGUAACUGGACGGCCAAAGUUUUUGAGGCUCAUUAAGGUGACUCAACUGGUGCUCUGUCUUCCCCACAGCAAUGCUGAUGCUGAGCGGGUUUUUUCUUCCAUCGGUCUAAACAAGACAGACACCAGGAAUUCCCUCCAUGGAACGCUCAGCUCCAUCAUGACGAUCAAGAUGGCAGCAUCGGAGCCCUGUUUCAAGUUUGAGCCACCAGCAGAGGUACUGAUGGCGUCGCGGAGAGCAACCUCCAGUUACAACAAAGCCCAUUAGAUUAAUUUAACUGGAUGAGAGGUAGGGAAAAGGCUUUGCUAAUUGACACCCAGUAUGGACAGCCAUCAUAAUGACCACUUGUUCUAGUAUCGUCUUGGGGAGUAGCAGAUAAUCACAGGCUGAUGGCGUCGCAGAGAGCAACCUCCAGUUACAACAAAGCCCAUUAGAUUAAUUUAAGUGGAUAUGAGAGGUAGGGAAAUGGCUUUGCUAAUUGACACCCAGUAUGGACAGCCAUCAUAAUGACCACUUGUUCUAGUAUCGUCUUUGGGAGCAGCAGAUAAUCACAGGUUGAGGUUUCACUGCUAUUAUAAAGAGAGUUGAUAUGGAAUAAUGCACUUAAAAAUGUGGAUUUUUUUCAAGGUAAGUGAACUUCAUUAAAAAUAAUCAAUUAACCUAUUUGAAUCCCGCCUUAUGUAUUUAUGGAAUCAGAGUUUAAAGUAUGUGCCAGAUUGCACCAUUUAAAUUGCAAAAUUGUAAAAGCUCCCUACCGUGGAAGGGGGGACACCCCCCUUCCACACCAUCCCCCCCUCGGGCGCGCGGAGCCCUCGGGCUUGGUCGCUUCGCUCCCUCGCAAUGUCUCACUCCAAACUCUUCUCAAAGGUUGGCAGCCCUGGCUUUCUCUUCAUCUUCACUAAAUCUAGAUGUGAACUGAAGCCUAUGAAGUUCGAGAAUUUAUUUGAAUUAAGCUUCUGAUAGAUCACCAGCAUUAUGGGAAGUUGAGAAAAAACUUUAUGAAUAAAUUUUAUUGUUCAUGAGAUGAUGUGAGUGGAUAGGGAUAUGAUCCGUCUGUUUAGAGGAAUUUAGACUAGACCCUAUCUGACAUUUUCACCUCAGGCUCAUCCGUUAGGCUAACCCAGGGAGCUCCGUUUCGCGGGCCGGAGCCCAGGACGCCACCGCUCAUUCACACUCCCACCAUAACUAACAGGGGUAUUUUAUGGUUAUCUAUACGAGUGAAAUAAAAGGUGGAAACAUAAAUUAAGCACUUACAUUUAUUAUAUGGAUGAUGGUCUAACUCUCAAUCAGGCCGAUUGAGACUAGUACCUGCGCUGUUGUAUGUGUGUGUGUAUGUAUGUAUGUAUGUAUGUAUGUGUGUAUGUAUUCCUAGUUCGCUACAUGUACCUAACAAAAAUUCAAAAACUCAUAUUUGCCCCCUCUGUUAACUACAUUUUUGUGUAGACCUAUCGUUUAGUAGAUGAUAGAUCCAUUGCACUUAGUCUUAAAAAACAAUUGUUAGUAAUACAUGUGUUUCCAUGGCCAAAAAAAAAUACACUGGUAAUCAAAAUCAAGCAUUAGAUUGAACUGUAACCAUGACCUUUCUUGUUUAUUUUGCCACUUAUCCAGCAGAACGAGUCACUGCCAUCAUAUCGGAAGACAAAGGAAAGUACACAUCCUCCUCUGCCAUCUCACUGGGAUGAGUCUGUCCCAAUGUCAUCAUCCCGUCUACCGAUGUCCUCUCCAUCAUCUCGCCAGUCCCAGUCUUCACACUCAACAUCACCUCACAGCGCCCACCAUCACUAAGACAACAGAUCCCCAAAUACGACAGUAAAUCACCUUCCAGGUGGGUGUUUCAUGAAGCUGUUCGUAAGAUACGAAUGACUUUACGCACGACUGGUGAUCCUUUCUUGUGCUAUGUGAUAUCCCUAUAUAAUUGAGUAAUGACCCAAGGACAUGUUCCAGUCAUACGUAAGGUUGUGCAUAACUUUACGAACAGCUUUAUGAAACACCCAGGUAAUCGUUAAAGUGAUGUCCUAUCUGAAUCCCAGCUCUCUUGAUGUGAAAAAGUAAAUCAUCACUGUAGUUUAGAAGAAAACCAAUCCCAUAUGCUUUUAGUGCAUCGACUGUCAUAUUUUUUUCGCUAUAAUGAACAAUUGACGUAUUUGAGAUAGAAUGUUGAAACGUCUUUCAAAGCCAUUCUAGAACAUCAUUGCCAUGAUUCCUUUCCCCAUGCAGGUUUCCUACUUAAAAAGAUGUGGGGGGAAACUCCAUUUCCAGCUGCUUAAGCCGGAUCAUGGCAGUUCUCAUGGAACCCACCCUCGCCAUCCAAUUUAAUUGGAUGGGACAGAGGGGAAAUAAGCAAAAAUUCUCGGCUUUGAAGGGGAUUUUGAGCGUCAUCUUGGGUAAUUAUAUCUAUUAUCGUUUCUACGUUAAACUUGAUAAGACUGGCAGAGGGAUCCAUCAUGUCCCCCCCCCAUCCAUCAUGUCCCCCCCAAAAAAAAAAAAUCUCAAAACCUCCGAAAUAACACUAUCUUUUUUAGGAAGAAAAAUGUUUGGAUCUUUUACUCUUUGCACUUUGUUGUUCAUUUUGAGUCAUCUGAAUCUUACGAUCUAAACUGUGGAAUUAUCAAGUUUUAAACAAAUUGUUUCAAACCAGCGAAUUUAAAGUUUUACAAUUGUACAAUCAGUCUACAUGAAGAGGAUUGGUUGAUAUAGCCAGGUCCUUGGUAUAGGAGAGGGACCUGACCACAAAUACAAAAGGAUGGACUGAGAAAUUAUUAUUGUGUCAGUCAAUAAUUGAAUACUGACGUACAAUCCAUUUUCAAUGACUUGGGACUGGAACCAAAGAAAGGAGGGGGUAAUUUGCUGCAAAUUGAGCAAAAUAGGUCUGUAAUUCAGGACCUUUAUCUGGGUCAAGAGAAGAGAUGAUCAUGGAAAGAUCUAACACAUGUUGGUAUAUGAAGUACCUAGUGUGUAACAAACCACUCAAUAUUUGGAAAAACAUUUUUAGAAAGGGUGGGGAAUUGAUUAGUAAAACCAUUAAGUUUUGAAUAAAGACAAACGGAUAGUUUGAAUAGAUUUAUAAGUUUCUCCUCCACUCUAUAUUUUGUUUUACAGGUGCCGUAAGAGGAAAUGGUGGAAGUGCUGACUGCAGGGGAGCAACGAGGGAAGAAGUGGAAGCUGCCAUAAAGCAGUUUUUAAAAUAUGUUUACCAGCGUGUAAAAAAGACCGAAGCUGGACUUCAAGAAGCUGCUGCCCAGCCUGGUCCAGCAGAACAAGAGGAAGAGUUAGAGGACAACGUUUUUAAAGUAUGUGUUUCCAUCAAGUACGUCUAAGUUCUUUUGUUUUUUUUGUAAAUAUUUUUAAGGCUUUUAUUUCUGUCUUCUGUCAGUUACUAUACAGUAACAAUGAAAAAGCAAUGAAACUUUCUCGAUCAUUACCAAUUUGUUGGAAUAGCCACUUUGGUUUUGGAAAUAAUUAAGAAUAUCUUCAUGAAUAAACCAAAAUAUUUAACAGCACCACCCUUUUUGUAACUUGUGAAAUAAUUGCAACUUCGCUAUAAUUUUUUACACAUAAAGUGCAUCCCACAAAACAAUGAAUCCAAGAAUCAUGGAUGUAGAUAUACAGUGUGUCCCAGAAAAAAAUGAAAAAAAAUUUAUCAAGGAUUUAUCAUAACUUAAAUACAUAUACAGUGGACAAAUGACCUAUCAUUUCAAAGCUUAGCGUCUCCUCGUCUGGUAUGGCCUAGAUGAUUACUAAUUCAUGCAUGACUGAGUAAAGACAAUUUGAACAAAGGACACCACAAAGUUGCUUGGCAGGGCAGUAUCUGAAUUUAAUAAAGAAAAUAACAUUCUAGAAAAUUCAACAUCUGCUCUUUCAUUCGAUACCUGAAUCAUGGAAAAAGGUCAAGAAAUACCAAACUUCUGUCUCUUUAAAAUAAUCCCUUUAGUUGCAAAAUUUCAUUAAACAAAUACUAUAGCUUUCACACGGUUUACAAAAGACUUUAUGCACGGCUGAUCGUCAACAAAAUGGAGUGUUGAGCAAGUCUGACAGUUCGCUUGUCAUAGUUAUUGGAAUUAAAUCAUUAUUUUUAGUAAACAGAACUUUGUUAGUUCGUGAUCACUUUUCUGAGAUUAAGGUAGCAAAUUAUAGAGCAGAUGUCGAACUUUCUAGAUCUGUGAUUCUCUUAUUGAAACUGAGAUACAGCCCGCCAAAUGACUUUUUGGUAUCCUCUCUUCAAAUUGUUUUUAAUAAUUCAUGCGUGGAUAAGAAAUCAUCGAAGUUAUUUCAAAUGAAAGAGAACACUAAGCUUUAAAAUGAUAGGUCAUUUGUCUAUUGCAUAUGUGAUAAUGCUAUGAUAAAUCCUUGAUAAAUUUUGUUUCAUUUUUUUCUGGGACACACUGUAUAUCUACAUAUAUAAUACUGAGAUGCCUUAUUUCUGUCUUUGAUAAGUAUUGCCUGUGCUCAAUUUAAUUCAGUUUUGAUACUUGUAACU
Molecule: messenger RNA, 5780 nt
Organism: Lytechinus variegatus (green sea urchin)
Lineage: Eukaryota; Metazoa; Echinodermata; Echinoidea; Temnopleuroida; Toxopneustidae
Exons: 7
Coding region: 404-1570 (388 amino acids)
Molecular function (GO): protein dimerization activity
Source: RefSeq, a predicted model, not a curated record